AUGGCCUCUACUGCUCGGAUACUAUCGUCUGUACGAAUCGCUAGGCCUGCCCUUGCGGCCAACGUCACCCGUCAGACAAGGGGCUAUGCUUCUGCAGCUGCUGGGGGCGGUCCUAACUACGGCCUGAUUCUCUCACUUGCUGGCUUGACUGGUAUCGGUGCUUACGCUUAUUUACAAUAUAACCCUGCUGCCAAAGCAGAGAUCUCCGCUAAGGCUCAUGAACUCGAAGCUAAAGCUGAAAAAAAGGUUAGGGGUGUUCAAUCAGAAGUGGAUGCUGCAAACCAGGGGACUGGUUCUUUCGGUGCUUUGAUAAAAGAUACUUGGACUCCCUUCACCCUUACCAACAUCGAGCCUUAUAAUCAUAAUACUGCCAUCUACACAUUCUCUUUCGGAGAUGACAGUCAGCAUAAAGUAUCAGGUGGACAAGUAGCUAGCGCUCUGUUGGUUAAGUCUCCGGGAGGCGACGAUGAGGUCAAAGAUGAUAAAGGAAAGCCUGUCAUACGACCAUACACACCUGUCUCUUCUACGGAACAAAAAGGUUCAAUCGAUCUCAUGAUCAAAGAAUACCCAACUGGGAAACUCACCCCUUACAUCUCGUCCAUGAAACCUGGCCAACAACUCCUCUUCAAGGGACCGAUCGUCAAGUACAAGUAUGAACCCAAUACUUUUGACAGGGGCUUGGCUGUCGCCGGUGGAAGCGGUAUAACUCCGAUGUAUCAGCUUAUAUCUCACUCCUUGAAUAUACCUGAGGACAAGACUAAAUGGACUUUGGUAUUCUCCAACGUCACUGAGAAGGACAUCUUGCUUAGAAAGGAGUGGGACGAACUUGCAAAGCAAAAUCCUGAUCGAUUAGAUGUCAAGUACGUUCUUGAUAAGGGUCCUUGGGGCUGGAAGGGCGAAACCGGUUUCGUUACUCCCGCCAUGCUCUCUAAAUUGUUCCCUCGAUCCGCAAAUUCCGGCGAGAGAAUCAAAGCCUUUGUAUGUGGCCCUCCUCCUCAAGUCAAGUCACUCGCAGGUCCUAAAGAUGGUCCACGACAAGGCGAACUACAAGGAGCUUUCAAGGAACUUGGAUACGCUGCAGACGAGGUUUUCAAAUUUUAG
This is a messenger RNA of Kwoniella shivajii, 1101 nucleotides long. RefSeq lists its product as uncharacterized. The transcript is spliced from 10 exons. Gene Ontology annotation, molecular function: cytochrome-b5 reductase activity, acting on NAD(P)H. The record is from RefSeq and is a predicted model, not a curated record. The coding region runs from base 1 to 1101 and encodes 366 amino acids. NCBI's taxonomy places the organism in Eukaryota, Fungi, Basidiomycota, Tremellomycetes, Tremellales, Cryptococcaceae.